CAUCCACGAGCCUGUCUACCCGUGUGACAGAGAGCCAGCUACAUUAAUUGUGCCAUCUUGUCUACCUGAACCUUCUUCGUCAACAUGACUUUCCGCAUUGGUAUUGCCGUGUUCCUCGUCACCUGUGUGGCGUUUCUGGAAGCCAAGUCCGUGUCCGGGCGGAAUGCUGUUGGAUAUUAUGGAGGUGUCCGUGAUGCACCUUAUUUUCCAGAUUUUAAUCCUCUCGAGUAUUGCCAAUAUGGCGGCGAUGGCGAUAAGAAAGGGUACGGAGGCAAAGACAAUCGCGUCCAUUACUACUACAAUCCCGAGGACCCCUUUUGCAGCUUCGUGCAGUGCUCCAAUGGCAAGCCAGUCGUAAUUGACUGCGCUCCCCAUACUUUUAACACCCUCGUCAGCCUGGACGGAUACGAAUUCCAAUACGACAACCUGCUGUGUGACGGGGACGCCAGAAGCGAUGCCCAUGCGCCACAGUGUGGUAGACAAUAUCACUAAAAGUUAAGAACCAAGAAAGAAAAACUCUGCGCCACGGUAUCUUACCGACACUCCGCUUAUGGAACCCAUUGGUUUUUACUAAUAUUCAUAUAUCCAAAUGACAGCUGUGAUGAGAGAUAAAAUAGAGCGACGUUUUGCUAGGCUUUGGAGCCAUAUCUAACCUUGUCGUGCCAUGCAACGGUAGCCCGCGUGACAUCUCCACGCCAAAGGCAAUUCCAAGUGGAAACAAUAUAAUGUUGACAACAAAAGAACAUUAAAUCUGCCGCGCAGUUUUGCAAUCCAGAUGAAUUACCGAUGGUAAAAUGUUACCGGAAAAUAUAAUCAAAUUGAUUGGUAAAUCACAUGCCAAUGAAGUUCAUGACAACGCUUAACGUGCAAUAAAACCUUAAAAGAA
This is a messenger RNA of Lingula anatina, 886 nucleotides long. RefSeq lists its product as uncharacterized. The record is from RefSeq and is a predicted model, not a curated record. Lineage: Eukaryota; Metazoa; Brachiopoda; Lingulata; Lingulida; Lingulidae.